This is a messenger RNA of Exophiala xenobiotica, 1201 nucleotides long. RefSeq lists its product as uncharacterized. The coding region runs from base 32 to 1201 and encodes 389 amino acids. The transcript has 2 exons. The record is from RefSeq and is a predicted model, not a curated record. NCBI's taxonomy places the organism in Eukaryota, Fungi, Ascomycota, Eurotiomycetes, Chaetothyriales, Herpotrichiellaceae. Gene Ontology annotation, molecular function: DNA binding; zinc ion binding. Gene Ontology annotation, biological process: DNA-templated transcription.
CGGAGACGACGAAGUUCGUUUCCGCGAGGAAAUGACUCAGCCAGGGGAACGCUCUUCUGGCUUAUCCGUUACAGACAUCGAAAUCCUAACCUUACAAAGGGCGUUCGAUCUGCCACCAAGGUCUGUGGGAGCCAGCUUGAUCGACGGCUUCUUCAAGUAUUGCUCUCCCUGGACGCCCAUUGUCGAUAAAUCGCUUGUGGAUGACCUUCAAAGCAAUGGCUCAUCCCCGUUGCUGCUGAAUGCUGUAUUCCUUGCUGGUAGUCGUGUGUCAUCAAACAGCCUCGUCGCUGCAGCAGCUGAAGAUUUCUAUCGCAAAGCUAAGCUAUUGUUCAUGCUCGGUCACGGGAGAGACUUACUACGGUCAAUCAUGGCUGUGACAUUACUUCAAUGGUUCAACCCCUUGGGUCCAGAGCACAUGUCCACGAGUACGAGUGGAUUCUGGGUCCGGAUCGCAGCUGGAUUGGCAUAUCAGGUCGGGCUGCAUAAGGAGCCGAGCAAGCAACAGGACAAAGGACUUCGACGCAGGAUGUGGUGGACAUUCGUGGAUUUUCCAGCUCAAGAUAGCAGUGCUCGUCUGUUUGUGUCCUUCUCGAGUAUCCUGCGGCUGCUAGCAGAUCUGACCGAGAGCAUACGGAGGAAAGCCCUUUCCACAACACCGCGCAUCAACCUCGAAAACGCCGUCUAUCGGUGGGUCAAACAACUACCCGUUGAGUUUCACCUAUUCGGCAGAGCACCAAAAUGUCUGAUGCCCUAUAACUUCGAAGCUAGACAACUACCCGUCCCUUACUUCGUGACACUUGUGAUAUUGUCUCGACGGUCAGGUGCACAAAGUCGAUCGGAUAGUGCGUCUCUGCUCGCAUCUUCCUUUGUAGUUGGGAUAUUCGAGGACUUUCUGAACAGGGACGAGCUUUGCCAUUGCGGGCCAGUAUCCACGUUCUAUGCUCUUGCCGCUGGACUGGCUCAACUACCAGGACUUCGCUAUACGUCGCUUAUGGUAACCUCAGAAGAAUCACUGAACAUUAUCCAGUUGUCGCUCAAGGACCUCAGCAAGAAAUGGGGUUCCGCAGACGGUGCAUCAGCAGCGCUAGCCGCGAUGAAAAGGCUCACGCUUCAGAGCCCAAGUCUCGGCCAAGCUCCAUCUCCUGUCUCGGCAGACUUCAUGUCGUUCUUGGACGAUUUCGGUCCAGAGCUGUGUAAAUAA